CGUAUUGUGAUUGUGCUUGCAAAUAUACUAAAAACCCUAUAAAAUACACUCAGUUACGUGCCUAAUCGAUCAUUUACUUGAAGUUUCAGUGUUAAUAUAUAUUCUCCGGCAGCAAUUUGAUGUAUUUGUCGUCAAACUGGCGGGCAAUGUUAGAAUGUUUUCAUCUAAUUUCGAUCUACACAUGGAUGGAAUUGAUGAUAACAUGGCGGAGCAGCCUGGCAGUGACACCGAGAUAAAGCUGAGCUGCCGGACGAUCUGCAUUGGAUCCUAUUCGUACAAGCCACACAGCAAGGUCCGCAUAUCAUCGGAAGGCGUGACGAUAGUGGCCCCGGGGCUCAGACGGCGCGCUAGCGACGACAUCAUACUGCACAUCCCGCUGAAGAGCGUCGUACACGUCCUGGCCAGGGCCGAGGAGCGGCCGGCCAUACUGCUGUACACUGAGGCCAAGACUGGGGAGUAUGUGCGGAGCGCGCUGGACAUGCACCUAGAGUCAGGCACAUACUUCGAACCAUCGUCAGCGAUCGACGAACACAAGAGAAUAACCCUCGUGCCGCGCGCGUUGACGCGACGCUCCGUGGCGGCGCUGCGGUCGCUGUUCGGGAUGGUGCUCGACGAGCUGGACGCGCUGGACGCCCGGCGGUUGGGGGGGUUGAGGAGUAGCAGUGAACGCGACAGUGUGGAGAGAGUAACCCUCGUGCCGCGCGCGUUGACGCGGCGCUCCGUGGCGGCGCUGCGGUCGCUGUUCGGGAUGGUGCUCGCCGACGAGCUGGACGCGCUGGACGCCCGGCGGGUGGGGGGGUUGAGGAGUAGCAGUGAAAGCGACAGUGACCCCACACAUCCGGAUCAGCUGUCACCUAGAGCGGCCACACGCACGGACCCGGCCUCGAGAUCAGGUAACAACUCUAGUGGACCUUAG
This is a messenger RNA of Cydia splendana, 916 nucleotides long. RefSeq lists its product as uncharacterized. The record is from RefSeq and is a predicted model, not a curated record. NCBI's taxonomy places the organism in Eukaryota, Metazoa, Arthropoda, Insecta, Lepidoptera, Tortricidae. The transcript has 6 exons. The coding region runs from base 155 to 916 and encodes 253 amino acids.